CGCUGAGGACUUCCGGAGAGGGUUUUCCCUGACAGCCCGCGGCGUGCGAUCGGGCGAGCGUGGCGCCGGGGAGAGCUGUGUGAGCGCCCCGCGGUUCUGGGAGCGUCAGUUGCGGGCCGGGAGGUUUAGGUUACCGUGGCGGCGCCGCCGCCGCCAGUCUGAGGACUCGGGGCUCGCGUCAGGCGUCCGCAGCGUCCGUGGGGCCGACCUCACUGAAUUGAGGCGUCGCUUCAGGCUUUGGCGCCCCACGGUGGAGUCGGCUUUCCUACAAGGCUUAGUGCGCGCUCGCGGGGCCGGCCGCCCCCAGGUGAGGUGGAGCAGCACCCCGGGGCUGGCCCUGCGCCCUCCCCGCGGCGCGGUGACUAACCACGCACCCUCAGCCUCCCGCGCCGCAGGGAGACGCUGCUGCCAGUCAGCAGGCUCGAGACCCGGGCCCGUCUCCAGCGUCGCGGAAAACACACACACACACACACACACACACACCAGCAGCGCCAGAGCACUCACCCUGGACCAGUCUGAAGGUGUCCGGAGCCAGGGUGGCGCCGUAGGAUUGCAGAAAGGAGGGGCGUUUGGUGGAAUUCUAAAUCGCAGUACCCGAAGCUUCAAUACCGGAUAGGUACUCAGAACUGGGGUCUGCACCCUUUCGACAGUUCAAUCCAAGUUUGGAAUAGAUAUGAGCGAUUUCGAUGAAGAAUUGACAAAGCUUGCUUUGGCAGAGGAUGGCAAGAGAGAAACCUCUGUGUUCUCUAAUCCAGGAAUGCAUUUCCCGUGGCUUCAGGAGCGAAUAGAGACUGUAGUGACUGGAGGGAAGAAGAAGAGGGAUUUUGCUCAGACGACAAGUGCUUGUUUAAGUUUUAUCCAAGAAGCCCUGCUGAAGCAUCAGUGGCAGCAAGCUGCAGAGUAUAUGCACAGUUACUUACAGACCCUGGAAGAUUCAGACACCUACAAGAGACAGAAUGCCCCCGAGGUCAUUUGGAAGCUUGGAAGUGAAAUUCUAUUUUAUCAUCCCAAAAGCAAUGUGGAGACUUUUAAUAACUUUGCUGACCGAAUGAAAAAUAUUGGUGUCCUGAAUUAUUUAAAGAUUUCCUUACAACAUGCAUUGUAUCUUAUACAUCAUGGAAAGCUUGAGGAUGCAAACAGAAAUCUCAGUGAUGCAGAGACAUGGAGAUACGGUGAAAAGUCGUCCUCUCAGGAAGUGUUAAUCAACCUUGUUCAGGCCUACAAAGGGCUUUUACAAUAUCACACUUGGUCCAAAAAGAAAACGGAACUGUCAGAGAUUGAUAAGGAUGAUUAUGCUUACACCUCAGAAACUGGAAACUCGGGCAACCAGAGCUGCAGGACGUCUACAAGCAUCUGUGCACUGCUAAAAACUCCUGGGGUUUGGGAUCCUUUCGUGAAGAGUUAUGUGGAGAUGCUAGAAUUCUGUGAGGAUCGAGAUGGAGCCCGAGAGAUACUCACCAAUUAUGCGUAUGAUGAAAAGUUCCCCUCAAACCCGAAUGCCCACAUAUACUUAUAUGAAUUUCUCAAGAGAGAGAAGGCACCAAGAGCAAAACUGAUAAGUGUUCUAAAGAUUUUGCAUGAGAUUGUGCCAUCCCAUCCACUAAUGUUGGAAUUCCACACGUUGCUUAGAAAAUCAGACACAGAAGAACACCAGAAGUUGGGCCUGAGCGUGUUAUUUGAAUUCCUUGAUUUUGCCGGAUGCACUAAGAACAUAACUGCUUGGAAAUACUUGGCAAAGUGUCUGAAGCAGACAUUAAUGGAAGGCCAUCUGGUAUGGGUUGAAGAAGAGUGGAUGUCUAGAAGAAGCUGGUGGCCCACCUUUCACUUCAGCUUCUUCUGGGCAAAGAGCGACUGGAAGGCAGAUGCUGACUUGGCGUGUGAGAAAGCUUUUGUAGUGGGAAUCCUUUUAGGAAAAGGUUGUAGAUAUUUUCGGUAUAUUGUAAAACAAGAUCAUGAAACCUUGAAGAAGAAAAUUAAGCGGAUGAAGAAGUGUGUCAAAAAAUAUAGUAUUGUAAAUCCAGGUGUUUGCACCUAGAUUGCUUGUCUACAUGCUGGUAAUGGGAUGUGUGUCCAAGAUCAGGAGGGAUGAGGUGUGAGAUGAAGACGCUCUGCAGACUGGUGCAUAGAGCGCAUGCAGGAGCUGCGUUCUGUCAUCAGGUACAUCUGUCUGUAUGCAGACUUCAGGAGAGGAGCAUGGCUGAAAGUAGACUGCGGAGAGACCUAAAGGUACAGGACAACUGUAGCUCAGGAGAUGACUUCAUUCAUAAAAUCAGGUCAUUGUAGUGGGCCUUUAUCCAAAUGGCUGUGUUCUCCUAAGAAAAGGACAAGUGAACACAGGCAUGCACACAGGAAAAAUGGCGUGUGAGCAUGAAGGCAGCAUUUGGGGUAGCACAGCACUACUAAGCUAUAGCUGCAGAAGAUGGCUUGUGAACCCCCAAGCUGGAAGAGACACCUGGAACUGAUUCUCCUCAAGCCCUCGGAAGAAAUGGCCCUGCUGACACCAUGACCUCAGGGCCAUCAGAACUGAGAGGCAAUAAAUCUUCUCAUGAGAAUCUU
Cricetulus griseus (Chinese hamster) is the source of this 2556-nucleotide messenger RNA. The record is from RefSeq and is a predicted model, not a curated record. NCBI's taxonomy places the organism in Eukaryota, Metazoa, Chordata, Mammalia, Rodentia, Cricetidae.